Gorilla gorilla gorilla (western lowland gorilla) is the source of this 1313-nucleotide messenger RNA. RefSeq names its product basic proline-rich protein-like. Lineage: Eukaryota; Metazoa; Chordata; Mammalia; Primates; Hominidae. The record is from RefSeq and is a predicted model, not a curated record. The transcript has a single exon. The coding region runs from base 516 to 1313 and encodes 265 amino acids.
CCUACGUAGGGAACAGGUUCUUUCUACUUGGGAGCCCUAACACCACUCUACUACGAGGGCAGCUCGCCAGACCCAACCGAGGACGCGUUCUGCAGUGGGCGGCUGCCGCCUCCGCACUGGCCCGGCAGCGCCCCCUUCUGUCCUCUGGCGGCCUGGCACCUGAUGUGUCACAGGCCGCGCGCUUUUUCCGGGGACUAGAACACAGUCCCGCUUACGGGGCCUCAGCCUAAAGCGGGUGGAAAACUUGUAUCACCCCCCUACACACACACACACACACACACACUCACACACACACACAGAGCACCCUGAACACACACACACACACACACACAGAGCACCCUGAUCCAGGCCCGUUUCUGGACCUGGAGACACGCACUUCUUCCCCAGUAGCCCAGUCCUACCACCAGGCGCGACCGUCCCCUCCCUCUCCAGACGGAAGGGGGCAGGUUAACGCAGCCGCGCGCCCGCCGGGCAGGUUAGGUUCUCGGGGGCCUAGGAGGGAAAGGGGUUAACUAAUGUGUGCGAUGCGUGUGCAGAUGACAAAAUUUAGGGAACGUAGAGUUUGCCCGACCCCACCGCGUCCGCUCGCGGGGACCCUCGGGGGCCGGCCGGGGCAGCACGGUGUAGCCCCUCCUCCGGCCGGGCGCGAGCGUCUGCAGAACAAAGCCUGGAGUCCAGCCCCGGCCCCGGCGCGGCCGACCCUCAACCAACCCCCAGGCGGCAAGGCCCUCUCCACGCGCGCUCUCCAGCCUGGCGGGGCCCUGGAAGCCGGGACACGCGGAGGCCCGGAGGGUCAUCGGCGUUUAAGGCAGCCUCCCAUACCAAGUGCACCGCCCGGAGCCCCUCUGCACGAGCGCUUUCUGCUUAUUGCUCUUUUCCCCAGCAGCCAGAGUCGUCACGGUAGCGCGGGAAGGGGCCUCGCGGGCCGUCUGCAGCAGGUGCGGCCGGGAGCCGCAGGCCCGCGCGGUAAAUCGCUGUCUCUUUGCGGUCGUUGUUCCCGUUCACCGCCCGCCGCCCCCCCUCCACCAGGGUUCUUUUUUUCCUUUGCGCCGCGCAGUUGCCAUGGGUUACCAGGGCGGUUGCCAUGGGUUACCGGACCGAGGCCGGCUGGCUCGCUACCUGCAGCCCAGUCGCCGCCGCCGGCGGAGCGGUCCGGGCGGGACGCGGCGGGAGCGCGCGUGUGCUGGACGCAGCGCGGGGGAUGCGCGCGGGCCGCGGAGGCGCCGCAGCCAACAGGCGGCCGAGGGUGCAGCCGCGGGAGCGCCACCGCCAGUGGGGUGGGGGGCAAAGCUAUAAAGAAGGCCCAGAGGUAA